This is a messenger RNA of Phascolarctos cinereus (koala), 2078 nucleotides long. RefSeq names its product Rab interacting lysosomal protein like 1 (gene RILPL1). Gene Ontology annotation, molecular function: protein dimerization activity; small GTPase binding; dynein light intermediate chain binding. Lineage: Eukaryota; Metazoa; Chordata; Mammalia; Diprotodontia; Phascolarctidae. The record is from RefSeq and is a predicted model, not a curated record. Gene Ontology annotation, biological process: cilium assembly. Gene Ontology annotation, cellular component: ciliary basal body; cytoplasm.
GCCGCCGAGGAGGGGAGGGGGAGCCCCCGGCCCCGGCUCCGCUAGCCCCAGAUCCCCCCGCCCCGGCCCACAUCCCCCGACUCUCCAGCCAUGGAGGACGGUGGCGGGGGCCCCGAGGCGGCGUCCGUGCUGGAGAAGAACGUGGCCGAGCUGACCGUGAUGGACGUGUACGACAUCGCCUCGCUGGUGGGCCACGAAUUCGAGCGGGUCAUUGACCAGCACGGCUGCGAGGCCAUCGGGCGCCUCAUGCCCAAGGUGGUGCGGGUGCUGGAGAUCCUCGAGGUGCUGGUGAGCCGACACCACGUCAGCCCCGAGCUGGACGAGCUGCGUCUGGAGCUGGACCGGCUCCGCCUGGAGAGGAUGGACCGGAUCGAGAAGGAGAGGAAGCAUCAGAAGGAGCUAGAGCUUGUGGAGGACGUCUGGCGAGGGGAAGCCCAAGACCUUCUCACGCAGAUCGCCCAGUUGCAGGAGGAAAACAAGCAGCUGAUGACCAACCUGUCCCAUAAGGACGUUAGUUUCACCGAAGAAGACUUCCAGAAACAGGAAGGCAUGUCUGAGCGGGAGCGGCAAGUGAUGAAGAAGCUGAAGGAGGUGGUGGACAAGCAGCGGGAUGAGAUCCGAGCGAAGGACCGCGAGCUCGGCCUGAAGAACGAGGAUGUGGAGGCGCUACAGCAGCAGCAGAGCCGACUGAUGAAGAUCAACCAUGAUCUUCGGCACCGCAUCACCGUGGUGGAGGCUCAGGGCAAGGCCCUGAUCGAGCAGAAGGUGGAGCUGGAGGCCUGCCUGCAGACCCAGGAGCAGGAGAUGGGCAGCAUGCGGGCCGAGAUCGGGAAGCUUCGGGAGAAGCUGAAGGGGGAGCCCAGCCAGAACGGAGAGGAGGCGAGCGAGACGGAGGUGGGGGGUGAGGAGUACGUCCCAGAGUCCGAGAAGGCAGCGAUGGAGAAGGACCCAAACCGCCCCCGCUUCACGCUGCAGGAGCUGCGAGACGUGCUGCAUGAGAGGAACGAGCUGAAGUCCAAGGUGUUUUUCUUGCAAGAAGAACUUGCUUAUUAUAAGAGUGAGGAAGAUGAAGAAGAGAGCCGAACACCCCAUCCCACCCCCCUCAUCCACUCCAAAACGUCCCCCCAGCCCGAGUCUGGGAUCAAGAAACUUCAAGAAGGGCGUUUAAGCCACGGGUUUAGUUUCUUCUCUCGAGACAAAAAGCGCCUGGCCAACACGCAGAGAAACGUCCACUUCCAGGAAUCGUUCGGCCAGUGGGCAGACUCCCACAGAGACGAUGGCUACACCGAACAGGGGCAGGAAGCGUUACAGCACCUGUGACUUUCACUCUGCCUGGGCUCGUGACUGGAUGGUCAGGAACCAGCUGGCACCCAUAAAGCAGACCUCACGGCCCCUGGCAGCUCAGCCCUCUGCACCUCGUGGUCGUGUGUCUUUUUGGAUGUACUUUCCACCCAGGGACACUGAGAUACGUGCUGUGUGCUUGGGACACCAGACCUCUAAAAACAGACUCCAGAUUCCACAGUCGUCGUCGUGGUUUAGAUGGGGUCACUGUGUGACCCUCACGUAUACAUUCGUAGGUCACGGAUUUAAUGCCCCGCUAGUGUCUGGUCUGGCUUUUGCGCUCCCUCCGGUAACACAGGCUUCUCUAAACCAAAAACACAGUGUAUGGCACCCUGACAGUGGCCAGCACCCCCUUGGUCUGUGGGUACUCUCUGACCCGUCGUGUUUCUGUAAUACAGAGGUGAUGGUGGCCCCUCUUUAGUUCUGUUGAUGCCGUUUUCAAAGCGGCCCAGGCAGAACUCUAACAUUUGAUCAGGUUUCCCCUGGGGCACCUUUUAGCACAAGCUCUGGGAACUCUGUCUCAGGGCAGCAUUCACCAGUGGACAACAGGACCCUGCGACCUCACAACUGGAGGCAGCCGUGCAAGAAGCGAGGGGGUGGGCGUCGUACCCUGGGAUUUAUAGUGCCUAAAGCAUGUAGAUACUGGUGUACAAGGUGAGUGUGCCUUGGGUUUUGCUGAGUUAUAUGCAGUAUUAACCAAACAAAAAAAACUGCUAAAAAUGAUCAAUUUUAACACA